This is a messenger RNA of Saccostrea echinata, 831 nucleotides long. Its product is annotated as malonyl-[acyl-carrier protein] O-methyltransferase-like. The record is from RefSeq and is a predicted model, not a curated record. The coding region runs from base 1 to 831 and encodes 276 amino acids. Gene Ontology annotation, molecular function: S-adenosylmethionine-dependent methyltransferase activity. The transcript has 3 exons. Lineage: Eukaryota; Metazoa; Mollusca; Bivalvia; Ostreida; Ostreidae.
AUGAGCAACAUUACGGAUUAUAACGAGGUGUCCAGAUCUUACGAUUCUGUUAGGAAAGCUCCAGAUGCACACAUUCUAAAAGGCCUGAUGGAAAACUUAACUGGAAAGAAUACUGAGGAUUUGGAUAUCAUUGACAUUGGAUGUGGGACCGGAAACUACUCUGAAUAUUUCUUCCAAUUUGAACCAAGGAGUCUCUGCUUGAUGGAUGCCAGUGAGGGAAUGCUUAAUAAGGCUAAAGCGAAGUUAACAGCAUCGUGUAGGACCCAGCUAUCCUUCAAACAAGCAGUUCUACCAGUUAUUCCAUACGAAGACAAUUCGUUUGAUGCAGGGAUGAUAAAUCAUGUCUUGCAUCAUAUACAGAAGAAUCCUAAUGGCAAAUCAUUCCCAGCAGUAGUUCAAACACUGAAUGAGACUCACCGCAUCCUGAAACCAGGUGGUGUUUUAACAAUUAUUGCUGAAACACCGGAAAAUCUUGAAGGCAAUUGGUACACAAAUCUAGUACCAGAAACCACAAAAAGAUGGCGGAAUAUUCUUCCAACUCAUAAACAAAUAAAACGUAUGCUUGAAGAGUCCGGCUUCUCUUUGAAAUCAACUUAUAAAACAUUAAUGGCUUCAUAUCUUCCAAAUUAUGACAAUUUAGAGGGACCUCUUCAUGAGUCCUGGAGAAAUGUAAACUCUUUUUGGUCUCUUUGUACGGAGGCAGAAAUUCAAAAUAUGAAACAAAACUUGACGCAGAUAAAAAAUGAGGGGACACUUCAGGCAUACUUUGAAAAACAUGAUAAAAUUUAUUCUGUUGGAGCUUAUGACAUAUUUGCGGCAAUAAAAUUGUAA